AAAGAGAGAAAAAAAACCACUCACAUACACACCAGCGACAAACGAAAAGCAGACAACACACGCACGGGAUCCAGACAGAGGUACGAAAAGUGUUGGCAAUCGAGUCCUGACGAUCCUUUUUUUGCGCCCCGCCAGCUGCUCGUUUUGCUGGAAGUCUGCGAUUGCCGAAUUCGAGGGUGGUUUGUGCAGGUUAAGUCCGUACGGAAGGGAAUAGGCCACGGCCGUAUCGCCACCACACCAACCACCUACAUCAACCAGUGUCAUAUUGUUGUGAAAAAACGCAAAGAAGAAAAAAAAACACACACACAUUGUGAUAUCGUGUGGUGAGGUGGGGGGAAAACAGUCCCCAAAACGACGGCGUUUGUGUAGAUCCCGCUGAUUCCCGCGGGGGACGAACAGGAACAGGCAGCAAAACAAAGGGCAACCAGCAUAAAGCAUGAGAGCACAACGACGGCACAACGGCUGCGGGAACAAUCGAGUAACGAAGGCUGUCGUCGUUGUCGUCGGAUCGCAGUUGGCUGGUCCGCUUUGCUGCCAGUGAAAUUGGCAUUCCGCCUGCUCGAGGUAACCCACGCAAAACGCAAUUAAGCAUUAACAGAUCCAGCCGUGACGACGCUUGCUAGGGUUUGUCUGCCAACUUCGGUCUCGGUUGCUCCAAAUCUCCAGUGUUUGAGUGCGUGUGUUGAGGAGAAACAACCCGUUCCCGUCCAGCUGAAUAUACUGAGCGCCACUGUCGAGUGUGUUUUGCUCCCAGCGCUGUUCCAAUUCUUGCCUUUGCCGUGCAUCUAGUCGGGCCUGAAACAACCCAAACGCACAGGUUCAUCCGUAUCCGUGUUCCGUCAUAAGCCCGCGUGUAUGCUGGUCGCGCACGCCUGCGUGAGGUGCUGCAUGGUGUGAUGUUCUCAAACGGGCUUCCGUGCAAUCUAACAUUUCCCAGCUGUCUCGGUGUGCCAAAGGAUAGUGGAAGCGACGAGCUGCUGCCGACCAGCAUGGGAAGCCGCGAACCGGUCAUCCUCAACGUGUACGACAUGUACUGGAUCAACGAGUACACCACCUCGAUCGGGCUCGGUGUGUUCCACUCCGGGGUGGAAGUGUUCGGGACGGAGUUUGCCUACGGUGGCCAUCCGUUUCCGUUUACCGGCGUGUUCGAAAUAUCGCCCCGCGAUCACGACGAGCUUGGUGAUCAGUUUCGGUUUCGGCAAAGCAUUCAGAUUGGCUGCACAGAUUUUACCGAGGAGGAGGUGCGGCGUAUCGUGGAAGAGCUGGGCAACCAGUUCCGGGGCGACCGGUACCAUCUGAUGAACAACAACUGUAACCAUUUUUCCGGCGCAUUGACACAGAUCCUUUGCGGACAGGAAAUACCCAGCUGGGUGAACCGGUUAGCACACUUUAGCUCGUGCGUACCCUUCCUUCAACGCUGCUUACCAAAAGAAUGGCUAACGCCGAAUGCCUUACAACAAUCGAUAACCGCCAUACAGGAUCGCGACUCCGACUCGAGCCCCUUCUGAGAGUAGCUGGACCGAUUCGGCGCGUAAUGACGAUACCUCUCCCUUCACUACUGUAAUGUCUACCUUAAAAAAACACAAACAUCCACACACUACCACUACCAUCUCCAACUACCGCUGGAAAAGGGCAGACUACUGCCAACCAAUUGUCACCAGGAACCAGCCCCGGUGCAGUGUCCGUUAAACCAUUUUUCUUUGCUGUUUCCCUCUGUUUACUUACCUUUUAGCUACUUACGGCGGGACUGGUCACGCCAGUUUAAACUUUUCACCCUUAAACUACAUUAAAAAAGUGUCAGCAAAACAAUCUUCCACCGAUGGACGAUCGCCGGCCGAUCGAUUGGUGAUGGAACCGGAAACGGCUGUGGGGUGACGCGUUGCACAGAAUUUUACGGCCUACGUUUAGCGAUCGCAGCAGAAAAUUUGGUGGAAAAUGUGUGCUGUUUUCCUCAGCUAGAGAAGAUGUUCGGGUUUUCUUUCUUUACUUUAGCAAAACAUAAAUGCACCGAACGAGUAAGCGAAAAACGAUAGAUCAAAAACACACGGUACUGGAGAAUAAUUGUAAUUUGUGUUUUCCAUUGCGAUCGGUAUAGAUUUUAGAGGAAACGAGGAGUGAGAAUAAGUUUGUUCUUUUUAUUAUUAUUUAUUCCACACACUGGCGAAAAAAAACAGAGUUUUUCUGCUCUAAACGAUUAAAAUUAGGGCGAUUUUACCCAAACAUAACUGACCCGUACGGUGCAACUCGUUCAAACCAUCACAAAAUAAGUUUUAAAAAACCUAACAAACAACCGUCUUCGAGCUAAUCCGUAAUCCUGUCGAACCGCGUUUUCUGCAGCAAUCGAGGCAUCGUUUACAAAGAGCAAGGGCUAGGAUUAUUUAACAAAAAGAAGAAGAUAUUACUUUGAUUCUCACACUUACUUUUAACCGGAAAACGAAUAGAAAAAACUGCACCACCACCCCCCAAACAUCAACCCAUAGUAGAGUAGUGUGAAAUAUGCGUGUGUGGUUGCGUGCGUGUGUGGUUGCGUGCGUGUGUAGUAGUUCCAACCGAUCGGGACUAGAUGAGUAAAGCUUUAUUACGGUGGCAAGCCACUAACCUACUCCCCCAAAAUUCGUUAACAUAAGAGAGAGAGAGAAAGAGAGAGAAAUUGCAACCAAUAGACGCCCCGAGGUUGGUGAACAUGUUCUGAGAUAUAAGGAUUAAAACGGUAGGGAAGAUAAAUCGGCAUCGAGAGUAGCAAACUGGUUAACUAGGGCCGUGUGCCGGGUUCCUACAUCCAGCCCCAGGCCCCAGAAUCUAUUUAGCAAAGUAAACUUAACGAACUUUAUAGAGUGAAUCAGUUAGUUGUACGCGUGGUACGGGUACUAAAUGGGCAUGUGUUACACUUUCGGUAGAGCGGCGAUGAUCGCGAUGACAGAUAAUAAUCGUUAACCUGAGAUUAAAUUAAUUGACUAUUGCGCGGAUAUUACGCGCGCGUACCGUUGUGAAACAGUGAACAGAUUUAGAGUUUAUCGGAGUAAAACGUGUGGACACCAUUAUUGCUACUAAAACAUCAAAUACUACUACUACUACUACUACUAUUACCACUACUACCAACACUACUAGUACUAAAAAAAAAGAACAACAAACUAUUGUGUUUGUUAGAUGCUGAAGAUCUUCGUCUCGAACCCGUUGAACCCGUUGAGCACAGGUGGUUUAGGUUUUGCCAUAGGAUUUAAGCUGUGUCAGGCGGGGGAUGAAUGGAAAGGGGAAGUUACUCAGGCUAUGCACUUGCAGGGUGCACAAAUCGCCAAGAGAUAAUGGUGUGCAGAGACAGACUGGCCGAGAAGUAUUACGAAUCUACCGAACGUUCACACCAAAAUUAGCUGACACGGUUAGGCGCGGUUUUUUUUUUUCGGUUUUUCGAAAUCCACUUUUUGACUUCAGUUUUGACCCGCUCUCCGGGCAACUUUACCGCCAGAUUGGAUACUGAGGGGCCGCUACUGGAGGCCGUGUGUUCAAGGAUAUUACACAGUACAUCAAACACAAUCAAGUACCGAGUAGUUUGUAGCGUGCGCGUCGAAGAGGACUGGCAAUCACUGGCUGGUUAGUGUUUUGUUUAUCGUUUUGUUUGGUGAAACUGAUAUUCAGUUAUGUUUGCCGAGUGGGUGUGUUCCUCGGGGAGAAGAUCACUGUUAAUACACCACCACGCGCAACCGGGGGUAAGCAUCCCAGCAUCCCCGGAGCUGAACAUUCAAUGCCGCGCUCUCUUUCUCUUCCUCUAAAACUAUAGAGCCUAGCAGCAGAUACCUACUCAUAAGUGAGAAAAAAACAGAAAAAAUGGUAAAACGAGGAAGCAGAAAUUAAGAAACACUCAAAAACGAAGUAAACUAAAUCGAACAAAUGUAUAAUUAAUGAAUAAAAACAAACAGAUGCAGUUAAGGAAGAA
Messenger RNA from Anopheles coluzzii, 3931 nucleotides. RefSeq names its product deubiquitinase DESI2. The coding region runs from base 897 to 1508 and encodes 203 amino acids. Gene Ontology annotation, molecular function: deubiquitinase activity. Gene Ontology annotation, biological process: protein deubiquitination. NCBI's taxonomy places the organism in Eukaryota, Metazoa, Arthropoda, Insecta, Diptera, Culicidae. The record is from RefSeq and is a predicted model, not a curated record. The transcript is spliced from 6 exons.